UACAGGGAGUUUGACUCUAGUCUGCAAAGCACGAGCAGCGCUUGGCCAGAACAACAAACGCGCAUUUUGUGGAAAGAAGAGAGACAAGGUAGAGCAGGAAAGAGUUAUUUAAAACUAAACUUCUAUCCACGGACUCAAUUGUCAAAGUUUGGACGUCAGCAGAGAACACUCAGCAAGGGCGAAAGAAGACGUCGCAUCUAGUUUUUGUUUCAGAGCAGACUUUUACAGAGCAGCUGUUCCUGACAUUACAUCUCACCUUACACGUAUGAGAGAAACCGAUGGAGGGGGAGAAGAUCUGCUCACUAUUAUGAGUUCCUAGGAUGCUCGACCUGCCAGUACAGUAUGGUUUUCUAAGGGUUCCAGAAGCUGAAGACAGGGUGUCAGUGACUGAGCUGCUGACUCCACUGAGCUGCCACCAUGGCCCUGGUUCAGGCUCUGCCCAUCGCCAGUGACCACCAAAACCCAGGUCUCAGCGGAGGGGCCCGCAGGCGACACCCAUCAACCUCCCCUCCACCCGCAGGUGCGUCAUCCUCCGCUCUGGAUCCUAUGGGCUCGGUCAGCAGCAUCAUCGCCACUCGCCCUGGUGCUUAUCACGAGCACCGCACAGGUGUUGAGCAGGGCACCAAGGUGCGACGGCACACUCCAGGUGCAUCCAGCCUGGGCCGUGACUCACCCCAGGACUCUUUCCCGCAGAGCCACACCACACCAGUCAAGAAGCAGAUCUCCACGUCAUACAGCAGGGGGCUGGAGAAACGGUGUGGGAACAGAGAAUAUACGUAUUUGAAUCAAGACUAUAUCGAGGAUUGGCCUGACAACCACGCAACACCUACCAGCCCGAUAACGGAUGUAAAUGAGACGAGAGGAGGACUGGGGCUGAACGUGAACAUGGACGGACCGCCACCUAAAUUGGUCCCUGUGUCUGGAAAACUUGAAGAGAAUAUGGAGAAAACAGUGCUGAGGCCCACUGCCUUCAAACCUGUCAUUCCCAAGAACCGCAACUCCAUGCAGUACCUCUCCCCACGCCAUGGUGCCACUAUAUCAGAAAGCCAAAACAAUCUGAACUUAAGCCCCGCCCAAAAGGAGGUGUCACCCUCCUGCUUAGAGAAACGCAGCUCCUAUGGCAGUAGUCGUACCGGUGGCGGCAGCAGCCAGUCCUGCGCGCUCUCUGACUCUGGCCGGAACUCUCUCGCCAGCCUGCCGCCUUACAGCAACACUGGCUACAGUCUGGUGUCCGGAGAGCCCUCUUGUGGUCACGUGGAGCCAGUGAAGAGUGCGCCACCGGUCAGCGGACAUGGACACUCCAACUCAGACAGCGGGCGCUCUUCUUCUAGUAAGAGCACAGGCUCUGGGUCGAUGGGUGGUAGGGGUCAGCACCACUCGGACACUGGGUCCAGUGGGCGCUCCCCCGCUGCUGAGGGCUAUGAGGGGGUGGUGAGGGACCUGGAGGACAAGCUGAGGGAGCGAGAAACGGAGCUGCAGCAACUCAGAGACAACCUGGAUGAGAAUGAAGCUGCUAUUUGUCAGGUUUACGAGGAGAAGCAGAAGCGCUGUGAGCUGGAGCUGGAGGAGCUGAGGCAGAGCUGUGCCACCAGGAUGCAGACGGCCUCACAGAAAGCCCAGCGUGCCCAGCAGGUCCUCCAGCUGCAGGUUUAUCAGCUCCAGCAAGAGAAGAAAAAGUUGCAGGAGGACUUUGCUCAGCUGUUAAAGGAGAGGGAGCAGCUGGAGGAACGCUGCACCUCCUAUGAGCACGAAAAGAUUCAGCUGGGGCCUCGCCUGGAGGAGACUAAGUGGGAGGUGUGUCAAAAGUCUGGUGAAAUCUCCUUGCUGAAGCAACAGUUGAAAGAAAUCCAGGGAGAGCUAGCACAGCGCGUGGGAGAGAUCGUUUCACUGCGAGGUCAACUCCGAGAGACCCGCGGCGAGCUGACAAACACACAGGUCCUGCUCCAGGAGGCCCACGGGAUGAACCGUACACGCACCCUGGAGCUGGAAGUGUGCGAGAAUGAACUCCAGCGUCGCAAGAGUGAAGCAGAACUCCUCCGAGAGAAGGUGGGACGGCUCGAGGGAGAGCUGGCUCACCUCAGAGACAUGUUGACCAGUCAGGGCCCUGGAGUCCGACAGUGUCAGGUGUUCCACGAAGCAGAGGAGCACCUGCUCGCCUACGAGAGUGACGAGGCAAAAGCCCAGCGGCAGAGCAGCAGCGAGCUCCUGCAGAACAUGAAGCUGCAGAUGGACAGGUUGACGACCGACUUGGCCUCGGAGCGUCAGAGGGCUAAGGAGCAAGCGGGGAGCUUUGAGGAGGAGCGCCGAGUGUGGCAGGAGGAGAAGAACAAGGUCAUCUCCUACCAGAAACAGCUGCAACAGAACUACGUGCAAAUGUAUCGCAAAAACCGGGAACUGGAGCAGCUCCUGCAGGAGCUCAGCCAGGAGGAGGACGAGGGCAGCGGCAACGAGAUCAACUUUGACGAGAUCGCUGCCACUGAAAUUUGACCCUCCCAUCUUGCCGUCUCUGGACGUGCAACACUGUCAUCUGUCCAUUUUAAAUAAGCAGGUUAGUUGCCACAUGUAUAACAAUCACCCUCCGUGCAGUUUCAAGUCAGCCGCCGUGUUUCGUAGUCGCAGUAAAAUCAGUGGAUCGUCUCCUGUCAAAUCACUGUUUGCACUUGGGCUCAGCUCCUGGUCCGUCUCUGUGUGGGAGGCAUAUGACGAACUUCAUUUUAACCUUCCGGCGGCGUCCUGCUGUGCGGCCUAUGACCGGCUCUCUGCUGGGUUUGUCACUGCACACCCACUCUGUGGGAACACUCGGCGCUUCCGCUGGCGUCUGUAAAUGUGGGAAACCGCUCAAUCACUCUGAGAGCGGCUGAGUCACAGCAGAGUGUGACUCCAUUAAAGUGGGAUGUGGGAAAAAAAAAUCACAUUCCUGAUGUUAGAGCGCCACCAUGUGAGCUUUAGUGUUACUCCACCAUAACCAUAGAGGGUUCCGUUUCAUCAGUCGUCGUGUCUGGUCACAACGUCCUGAUGAAAGUAAGACAAAACAGUUACACUGUGGGGUAGAUUAUCGUAAAGAUACUGGAAGCUGUAUUUUCACAGCACACCUGCAACAGAACUUAACACGUUACAAACAGAUCACAGAACGCAAACCAUCUCCAUCACCAGUCAAACUAAGUCAGUGAUAAACACGACCAUUGUCCCGAAUAAAAUGGCUGUUUGACACAUCAAUACACACACACACACACACAAAAAAUACUUUGGUGUAGUCUUUUUCAAAUUUUUAAAUUAACAGAUGUAAAAACAAUGAUGGAGUGUAAACAUCUCUGCUUUUAGCAGUGACGUGUAAAGUGUCACUGACGCUGCAUAGCGAAUAAUUUUGCUUGGUUUUUGGCCAAUACUGUGGCAAAAAUGAGUAAACUCAUUUAGGUAUUUUUGCAAAUCACUUUGUGUGUCUGAAAUGACAGCAAAAGUCUAAUAAAUCAUGUUUGAUGAGCUUGAAUCGCUCUCACGGUGGAUCUUGUGAUUAAUCACAGUCAGAGUGACAAAUUAAGACUUUGGUGUCUGUGUUUUUGUGCAGCUGUCUGUGUUUUUGUGUUCAGCAAGAAAUUGUGCACUGGUGUUUGUGAUGGUGAUGGUCAAGUGUUGUUUUUGGUUUCACACGUACAGUUCUAAGGUACCAAUGGAACUGAGCAACAGUGUUGCUUCUGUUACUUGUGAAUAAAAAAAAAACCCUUUGUCACUGUAAACAUUCCCUGAUUUAAAAAAAAAAAAGCCACUGUGAAUAGACCAAAGCAAUGUCUCAUUUUGUUUUCCUUCCUGCAGUACUUGUAUGUGUAAAUGUUUGCUCCCAGUAUAAUUUUAUAAUCAACAAUACUUGUAUAAAAAACAUUAAAUGUAUAUUUUCAUGCUGUACAUUUCUUGAAUGAACCAAUUAUGUUUUGAAUAAAAGAUAAAAUC
This is a messenger RNA of Thalassophryne amazonica, 3945 nucleotides long. Its product is annotated as leucine zipper putative tumor suppressor 2 homolog. The record is from RefSeq and is a predicted model, not a curated record. Lineage: Eukaryota; Metazoa; Chordata; Actinopteri; Batrachoidiformes; Batrachoididae. Gene Ontology annotation, biological process: cell division; negative regulation of canonical Wnt signaling pathway. The transcript has 7 exons. The coding region runs from base 418 to 2487 and encodes 689 amino acids.